This is a messenger RNA of Ceraceosorus bombacis, 2519 nucleotides long. The record is from the annotation of a GenBank genome assembly. NCBI's taxonomy places the organism in Eukaryota, Fungi, Basidiomycota, Exobasidiomycetes, Ceraceosorales, Ceraceosoraceae.
UCGUCACCGGCUUCAGUGUCGAGGAGAGCCUACGAGUGUGGGAGACUUAGGAUACCCCUCCCUAAGAAAACGCUCACUAGGCGCGUGCGCAUGUAGGGCCAACCCUACGGCAAUUUCCUCGCGCCUUUGGCCACAGAGUGGCAUUCAAAGGCCCGGCCGCGGGGCAAGCCGUUUCCAACCUUUCUCUCGAUGCUCCUCGUAGAAUGGCGUCAUGAUGGUUUCACGCUGGGACUGGGCAGACGCUGGCGAAGAGCAAAGUGCUAAGCAUGUAGCCGCGAUGUUGGAUGUCGAUUUGGUGGGGCGGUGUCAUCGACCUCAAAUCUCAACCGACCAAAGAUAGUACGAAGUGUAAGCGAGAAUCGGCACCGUACCCUUAAAAAUUCAGCACUUACAGCAAGACGAGCCGGGCCUUGCCCAGCACCUCAACCCCAAGUCUCGAGUCCGUGUCGCGGGUUUGGCGUCUUGAGUCUUGCACUUGUGCCGAUAAGGACCCGCUUGCAUCUUGGCGAAUGGCGAGGUUGGAUCGCGCAAGAGUGCGAAGGCAGUGGUGCUGAGGACGGCAGAGGCAGUGCUGGCUAGCUGGCUUGUGGUCACCGGAUCACUCCUCGAUGACGUCCAAAGCAGAAGAACACCUGCAUCUUCGAUGUCGCCAAUUGCCUGCAUGCGCACGUGCUUCUGGCACCUCCAAUGGAAAGGGAGCAACGCGGAUGCAUUCGUGAAUGGAUGGAUGCACGGCUGUAAGGCAAAAAAGAAAAGCGAAGCAAAAACCAUUUGUCCAGGCUAUUCCUUCGCGGGUGCGGGAGCGUCGCGCCGCGGGAUCUGUUGCGAACUCUCCUCUGGCGUGCUCUCCGACGUGUUCCGGAAUGUCUGGACGGUUACUUGGCGUAGCGACUCUGCUCGGAAUCGAACCGAGCAGGUUCUGCUGUUCAAACUACAACAGGCUACAACUAGCGCUCGUGCGCUAAACCCCUAGGCUAUCAGUACGGUAAGCGUGGUCGGCCGCGUGCCCUUUUUAAGUGCACCACGCGUCACUUUUCGGACUCCGAAUGUAAGCACUUGCGUCUCGAUGCCUAAGUAGGUCCCGCAAGCUCCAAGAUUCUAAGUUAAGAUGGACUUCCUCUUGGAUUCAAGAGAUGUCAAGAUUGUUCUGGCGGCAAGAAACUCAAGCAAGGGUUGAUGCCGAGAGCGUCGAGGAAGCUUGGGCGACUGCACGUGCUGAGCGUAUCAUACGAAGGCGCAAAACUGCUGACAUGCCGGAGUCGAAGUCAAGAGAAGACCGAGGCAAAGGAGAAGAUGAAUGCUGUCUCACAGGACAGUAUAUGCUCCGUGGGGGAAGCAGAAGGUACGAUGGACAGCAUCAUGAAGAAGUUGAGCUCACUGCGAAAUGGGCCUCCUAAACGUGCUUCCAACGCGAUUCUCGCCUUCGGGCACACUGCUCACACCAUAACGAUCCGUGGCUUGCUGACUCGCACGAGAGGAUCAUCUCAAGCUGCAGCGCGAUACGAUUCCCGCUCACCACCGAAGAACUCACGACUGACUCAGACCCAUCCUGGCUGUAGGCUGCGCGCACGACUCACUAGGCCAAACCCUCAGGAUGGCUCGUGCCGAGCGACACUCACGUGAUUCACGUGACGGCGCCGGCGCCAUGCCGCGAUGACGCAUGCGCCCCAGCGCCUUCUUCUUCGUCUACCAAGCCUUUCUGGUUGCUCACACAUUCACGUGAUUGGGAAGGGUCACUCGUGCGGGGGGGAUAGCAGCACACCCACGAUGGACGAUUCGGCAAGUCACGAGUCAAAAGUGCCGCCAGGAGCUGGACCCGAUACUUGACUCACUGGCUCGUCACUGGCUCGUCGGGGACUGGACGCUGCUGUCCCUUAGUCGUGCGUCUCGUUGAUGCUGAGAGCAAGACCACGACGCAUACAGGACUCGUCUAAAAGGUGCACGUUGAUCCACACCAGCAUCAAAGCUCAAAUGCAACUCACAGCUCGUUUGCGGGAUGCGAGGAUAGCGGAAAGGCCACGCGCCGCGAUCAACGUUCGCCGUCCUCAUCGAUCGCGCUUGCGUGCAUGCACAUACGCUGCUACCACUUUUACUGACGACAGAUGCUCGCCAUGCAAGGGGUCGCGUCGCUCAGCACCACACCGCACCGCACAGCGGCUCAACUUCUAUGCCAAGGGCAGCAAUAGGCCCAGCAAUCGUGAAUCGCUAUGUAUGAUACUCUACAACAUCUCGCUAUGUCUCGACCUUCGGAAAUUCACACCACUACGUCGUUGCUCUUUCCGUAUGAGUCUUUGAACAACCUUGCGGGAUAUUGCGAAACACUCACCAGCUACGAGCCAGCUUCACCAGCUCCUCUUCCGAAGCAUUUGUCUAGCCGAUCACCGCCGCUCACUUUCGUCAGCCAAGCAUCCUUCGACUCGACCGCAUCGACUGUAGGCUUGCUAGGUCAAACGCACCCCGUAUAUACGCCAACGACGUACUAGAGCAAGAGCACACUGCCAACAGAUACCAGCACCCUC